Messenger RNA from Odontomachus brunneus, 1286 nucleotides. RefSeq lists its product as uncharacterized. The record is from RefSeq and is a predicted model, not a curated record. NCBI's taxonomy places the organism in Eukaryota, Metazoa, Arthropoda, Insecta, Hymenoptera, Formicidae. The coding region runs from base 378 to 1187 and encodes 269 amino acids. The transcript has 5 exons.
GUAAAAAUAAUAAAAAUUAGUGACGUUAAAAUGGAAGAUCAUAACAAAUAUUAUUUAAAAAAAUUAGAAAAUGAGGAAAAUGAGAGCGGAAUGCUUAAUGCAUUGACUUCAAGAGAAGAAGAUUCAUUACUAGUGGAUCUCGUAAAAGAGGUUACCCGCAUAUUUAUAACAAAGAAUCAAAAGACUUUAAAGAUAUUAACAAAAGAAACAAUUCCUGGAAAGAAAUAGGAGAAAUAUUAAACGCAACAGCUUCAGAUUGUCAAGCAAGAUAGGCAAGAUUGCGUGAGCGAUAUUCUCGUGAGAAGAAAUUGCGGGAAAUAGAAACAAAAAAUGGAAGUGAAAAUUCAUUGAGACCACAAUUUCUUUUAUACGAACAAAUGAACUUUUUGUUCAAAUUUGUCAAGAGUAGGAAAACUAUAAGUAAUAUAUCGGACUUGACUUCGAAACAUUCAAUCAAUGAAUUACAUUCAAUCAAGACAAAUGAGUUAACAGAAAAGUUAGGAUCCUCAAAUAUAUCAAAAAAUCAGAUUCGAUCAAGUAAGAAAGAUGAUAUAAUUAAUAAAUUGCCUAAAUCAAUGUCAGCAACUGUGAAUGCAUCAGCAAUAGUAGCUUCUACAAGUUCAUCGAUACCUUCUACAUUCCAUUCUCCUUCUCACUCAGUUCUCAAAUCUUGCUCACAUAAUAGCGAUAAUUAUUCCCAGAGAAAUAUGGAAGAACCAGAUAAACAUAAAUCUUCAGAAUUUGAUAGCGAUGAUGAUUUUUCUUCAUCACAUAAUCCAAAUCCAUUAAGUAUUGCAUGCAGUAACAAAAAAAUAUUUCCUCCACUAGAGUAUUUAGAAACAUCAGAAAACAAAGCAAUUUCUCCAGCAGCGUAUUCAACAUCUUUACUUAACAGUAAAAUUUCAUAUGAACUUGAUCGAGAAUUGGUAUCUCCAACAUUAUCUUUUGAUUCGUCAUCAGGUAUGUCAUCUAAUUUACCAAAAAGAUUUAAAAAAAAUAUUAAACGCACCUCUUCAGCAGAUAAGAAGGAAGAAUCAUUUUUAAAGUUAACGUCAGUAGUUUCAUCACAUUUAGAAAACAAAGCUCCAAAUGUAACAUUCUUUGAUGCAAUGGAUGAAGAUGACAUUUUUGCAAAAGCAGUUGCAUGUCAAUUAAAAAAAAAUUCGGAACUCAAAAAUCUCAACUAAAAGGUCAAAUAAUGAAAAUAUUGUAUAAUCUGUAAAACAGAUUACAAAACAUUUUAUUAUAUAGUUAUCAAAAUAUAAAUGUUACAUGUAUUAAAUAUU